AUGAGUGAAACCAAAUCCCACGCGGUCACCGAUUUUGACCGUCCGCACGCCGGGCCCGAUGGCCUUGAUGAUACCCACACCUUCGUGGCCCAGGACUUGGCUUGUCUUCAGGUAGUGUUCAUCUGUUCCGCAGACGCCGGAUGCGAGGGUCUCGAUGAAGACUUCGUUGUAUUCGAGGUCGCUAGAGACUUUGUCGCUGACGAUCUUGCCCUCGGGAGAGCCGCGGAAGACAUCAGUGAAAGAGUACUUCCAGCCCGACAUGCCCGACGUCGGAUGGCCCCCCGAGGCCGGAUUAUGACCGCAUGUGCUCGGUGUCAGAAACGGAAGAUUCGAUGCGACGGAGUUACUCCCGUCUGUGGGGGGUGCCAACGAGCCCACGUGGAUUGCGUUGAAGGAGUUUCAGUCCGUGACAUUUCCCGAAAUUACGUCGAUGAGCUAGAAGCGCGGAUAGAAUGGCUGGAGUCCAUCAUCCGGGAGCACCUACCAAACAUUGACCUCCACAAACCUGAUGAACCUGAGGGACGUGUUCCCUUGGACCGUCAUCGUGGCUCGGUUUGCAGAGGAUCGAACCCUUCCACUGCUCCUGAAGCACAUACUUCCCAAAUUGGGAAUGACAAGGAUGACUGGGGCCCAGCGCGUGACAUUAUGGAUCAACUUGGACUGGUCUCGAUCAACGCAGAGGCGGAUCUUCGAUAUUUGGGCCCUUCCAGCGGGCUUUUCUUUACCAGGUUCGUGCUAACCGGCCUUGGACGACGAGCCGGAUUGGCACAAGAAUCAGUUCCCCCAUCCGGAGGAACCAACUUCAUCCCUGCUGAGCUUCUCGAUAUUCAGCCCAAAGGUCUUCCAUCUGACCUAAAACAGGCCCUGUGGUUGACACAGGCGUAUUUCCAAGCAGUCCAUGGGCAAUUUCCGUUCCUGCAUCGACCAUCUCACCUGGACCUUCUGCAAAAGGCUUACAAUGGCAUCGAACUCCUCCCGCCCAUCGAUCAAUUCCAGCUCUACAUGGUCCUGGCUAUUGGGGCCACUAUUCGAUCGCAACAAGUGAAGAUACUUCUUUCUGCAGAAGGAUACUGUGCCUCGGCGAUAGUCCACUUGGACACCAUUUUCCAGAAAUCGUCGGUGCGCGGCGUACAGUGCAUGCUGCUUUUGCAGAUGUACACAUUUCAUAAUCCGUCCUCGGCGAUUAGUUUGUGGACACUGCAUUACCAUUGUCUAGCUCAUGUGUUGGAACUUGGUUUGCAUCGUAAUGUUCGAGGCUCUGCUUUUACCGAGUUCGAUCAGGAGAUGCGCACCCGCGUCUUUUGGUGCGUGUAUACAAUGGAUCGUUACCUGUGCACUUCACUCGGUAGGACAAUAGGUAUUAUGGAUGAGCAAUGUGAUCUGAGGAUAUCUCGCUUACCACACGACAUCAACGACGAGGACCUAGAACCAGACCAACCGAUUCCAAAUCAACCCUCUACACCAGGGAUAACCGACAUGUCCAGCGCGAUCCACCUCUUCAAACUCGCUCGCUUCAUCGCCGAAAUAAAAUGCGUUCUAUAUUGCAUCGACCGAAAACACACCCCUUACACGCAACCCACCAUCACAGACCCCAACCACUGGCAACAAGAUAUACUUCACCGUCUACGGCAGUGGAAAGCAACCAUCCCUCAGCAUUACCCACAAAGCCCAUCGUAUUAUCUAAACAGUCUGCUCGAGAUCAGAUACUAUGAGUUAGUGAUGUUGGUCGUACGCCCCAGUCCUCUCUUCCCAUACCCGUCCAAGACCUUGAUCAAGUUGUGCUUUGAUUCCGCCUUGGAAUGCACAAGGCUUUACCGCCAGCUAUACAUGACCAGUAUGUUGCACUAUAACCGGACGAUUGUGCAAUCGCUGUUUCUAUGUACGAUCACUAUAUUUUAUUGUAUAUGGGCACCAAAUGGAUUAGAAGAGGAGAAAACCACCCUCGAAACCGUCUUACCUGCCCUAAAGUCCGCUUCGGAUAUCCCCAGCGCCACCGGGGAAUGUUGGCUUGAAGUGAAACGGACUCGCAAUGUACUGGAUUGUAUCACCAGGGCUACGGUAGGCCGGUUCUCUAGGAGACUUGGUCAAUCAUCGGCAUCGAUUCCAUCAGGAAGUAACGGGACCUUGCACAAUAAUAUAAAUAGUCAAGGGGUGUCGAUAAUGGACUUGCCUACAACUACCUUGAAUGAUGGGUCGUGUACCGAUGGCAUCACUGGUAAUGGUAAUGCAGGGCCGGUCUCGGUAGAUCCCUACUAUGUGCCGGCGCAGCAGCCUGAUGCUACACCUGAGCUCUUGUCUUUUUUCAUGGAUCCUCAGCCGGAGUCGGCGAUGGAGUUGUUGGAUUUCUCAUGGGAUGUGUUUGGUGGGGUUGAUGAUGCAAUGCAGGAGAUAAUAGCUGGUGCGUCAGCAGAGUGA
Molecule: messenger RNA, 2415 nt
Organism: Aspergillus neoniger CBS 115656
Lineage: Eukaryota; Fungi; Ascomycota; Eurotiomycetes; Eurotiales; Aspergillaceae
Product: Zn(II)2Cys6 transcription factor
Exons: 5
Coding region: 1-2415 (804 amino acids)
Biological process (GO): DNA-templated transcription; positive regulation of transcription by RNA polymerase II
Molecular function (GO): DNA-binding transcription factor activity, RNA polymerase II-specific; sequence-specific DNA binding; zinc ion binding
Source: RefSeq, a predicted model, not a curated record